This is a messenger RNA of Dioszegia hungarica, 4131 nucleotides long. RefSeq names its product P-loop containing nucleoside triphosphate hydrolase protein. The coding region runs from base 1 to 4131 and encodes 1376 amino acids. Gene Ontology annotation, biological process: transmembrane transport. Gene Ontology annotation, cellular component: membrane. NCBI's taxonomy places the organism in Eukaryota, Fungi, Basidiomycota, Tremellomycetes, Tremellales, Bulleribasidiaceae. The transcript is spliced from 32 exons. Gene Ontology annotation, molecular function: ABC-type transporter activity; ATP hydrolysis activity; ATP binding. The record is from RefSeq and is a predicted model, not a curated record.
AUGCGAGUCCCCCUCUACCACCCCGCUCCCGCUCCAUCGGCUGUCUUCGGGGGCGAGGCGGUUCCCCGCAAGCGAGUCAACCCCCUUUCUCGCAUCUUCUUCUUCUGGGUCGCCCCAAUCCUCAAGCUGGGAUACUCCAGGCCUCUACAAGCGACCGAUGUGUGGGACCUCGAGGAUUUUCUGCGCGCAAAGCCGGUGGCUGACCGACUGCAAGAAUACUUCCAGUCCCGCCUCCCACCGUCGAAACGGACGAAGGGCUACCGGCUGAAAGAUGCCCCUGUCGCUGAUUCCAACGCACUCGAGUCUCCCAUAGAGGACAGCAAGUCAAAGUACGGCAAGCGCACAUCCAAUAAGAUCGAAUCUGGUCGCUACGCACUGGAGGGCGGCCAGGUGUACGAUCAGAGUCUCUGGCGGGCAUUGUUCUUGACAGGAAGACUUGACGUCAUGAAAGCGAUUGCUCUCGUCUUGACAUCAUUCAUGCUGCAAAUUGCGGCACCGCUCCUGUCCAAGGUACUGAUCGAUGAGUUCACGCGAGCCAAAGCAUACAGGGAUGCUCUCGGAUCAGGCCAGUCUGUCCAAGAUCUGAUCCCUCCCCACACACUUGGAUUCUCCUUUGGCAUCUGCGUCGCCUUACUAGUCAUGCUCAUCGUCAGCUCAGUCUUCAGAGCGCACGGGGAGCAACGUUUCGGACUAUUGGGUCUGAGCCUGCGGGGAGCGGUGAUUGAUUUGAUCUCGCGGAAGACAAUGCGCCUGUCCAGCAAAGCCCGCCAAGACUCUCCCCAGGGGCAGAUCAACGCCUUAGUCACAUCUGACUCAACCACAAUUGAACGGUCCGUAGCAGACCAAGUCAUCAUGGCUGCGCUCAUUCCGCAAUUGAUCGUUGGGUGUGGUCUCUUGAUCUGGCAACUGGGCUAUUCAGCACUGGUCGCCUUGGCUAUCCUUGCUGCCUCAGGCCCGGUUCAAGUUUUCGCUCUCGGCCGGUUCCUUAAAUACCGCAAUGAGCACCAAGGCAUCAUGGACCAGCGUGUUUCCUUGCUGACGGAGGUCGUGGGCAAUAUUCGCACCAUCAAGCUCUAUGCGUACGAGACCCUCUUCGGCCUCAAAGUCGCUGAGAAGCGAAAAGAAGAGCUGAAGGUCAUGCGGCGCAUCACGCUGAUGAACUCGAUCAGCAGAUCUUUCAUGUUCUUCAUCCCCACGGUAGCCGCAGUAUGUGCUUUCAUUGUCUUCGCAGCCGCCGGAAACCCUCUCGAUGCCGGGAAGCUCUUCACCUCCCUGCAAUUCCUCACCAUCAUGCGCGCGCCCAUCGCAUGGUUCCCGCGGAUCAUCGCUGCCGCUGCUAACGCCCUGAUCUCUGCACGCCGGAUUGGGACUUUACUUCAGGCAGAAGAGCAAGCUGACGACAUGAACAUCGAGCGGGACCUACCCUACGCGGUCUCCGUCAAAGGAAGUUUCCAGUACGAGACCACCCGAACGCAGGGGCACGCGGACGAGAGAGCGGUCCGGGGGGCGGUCAAUCUCGGCGCAAAGCUCGAGGACUUGAAGAAACGUCUGAAAUCGCCUCUCAGUACGCCAAUCUCCAGCCAGAUCGACCUGGGCGCUCUGGGUUCAACGGCGGAGAAGAAUGAGAGUGUCAAGGAGCCUUUCAUACUGAAAGAUGUGAACCUCGAUAUCCCGCACGGUGCAUUGGUCUGCAUUGUGGGUCGAGUGGGCGCCGGGAAAUCGACUCUGCUCGGAUCCAUGAUCAAUGAGGUGCGAAAGGUCUCGGGGCAGAUCACUUUCGGUGGUUCAAUCAGCUACGUCCCUCAGCAUGCUUGGGUACAGUCCGGGACCAUUCCCGAGAACAUCACCUUCUCGGCCGAACGCUCGCACGUCGAUCUGGAUCGGGUCGCCGCGGUGGUGGAGGCCUGCUGUCUCAGUGUUUAUCUGGAAAAGCUGGACGAGGGUGAUCUGACCAAGAUCGGCGAGCGAGGAAUCACGCUGUCGGGCGGCCAAAGGCAGCGCAUCUGCGUGGCCCGUGCGGCAUACGAAGAUACUGAUGUUGUCCUUCUUGACGAUCCUCUUUCGGCUGUGGACGCACAGGUCGGGCAGCACAUCCUCCACAAGUGCAUCCUCAGCGGUCCCUUGGCUGGCCGGACUCGCAUACUGGUCACUCACCACCUGGAUGUACUACCUCUGGCUGACAUGAUACUCAUGAUGCAGGGGGAUGGCGAAGUGGGUCAGAUCGUGCAGCAGGGAUCGUAUCAGGAUCUGAUGAUGAUUGACGGUCCUUUCCGAUCGCUGGUCAACGAGUAUGGGUCCAAGACUACCAAGGAGGAAGAAGAUGACGCCAUCGACGAAGUCCAGAAGACAGCUGGUGCGUCUGCGGACAAAGAAGGGGAUGCGCUCCAUAUGGAGGAGGAUCGCGAGACCGGUGCUGUCGCCCUCUCGACGUACGGUCUUUGGGUCGCCAACAUGGGUCACUGGAGUCUGGUGCUUUUGCUCGGCAUGCUGUUUGUUAUUGCCCAGAUAGCCUCCAUCGCCAACAUCCUCUGGCUGGGUUGGUGGGGCGGAAACCGAUUCAGCAACCUCUCCAGGGGAGCUUAUAUGGGUGUCUAUGCUGGGAUCGGACUUAUGUUUGCUCUAUGUCUAUUUUUGAGCACGUGCCUCUUCGCCGUACUUGCUUUACACGCAUCUUUCAGCAUGUUCGGGAAAGCUUGGCAGGGGGUGCUGCGGUGCCCGGCGGGCUGGCAUGAUCGUACCCCGACCGGAAGAAUCAUCAGCCGGCUUUCAGGCGAUGUGUAUACUAUGGACUACUGGCUGGCGGAUGUCACCUGGCACUGUAUAACCAACUCACUGAGCAUGGUUGGGACUUUUGCGCUGGUCGUUUACGUCUACCCCUGGCUUGGACUGGCGUUCAUUCCGGUUGUCCUGUUCACAAUCAUCACCAUCGUCUUUUACUCGAAGACAAGUCGUGAAAUCAAUCGAGUCGAAUCAGUGAUGCGCAGCUUUGUAUUUGGGAAUAUAGGGGAACAGUACGCUGGUCUGGCAAUCAUCAAGGCGUUCCGCAAGCAGGCUCGAUUCCAGCUACAGAUGCAGAGCUCCUUGGAUGAGCAGAGCAAAUUGGCCGCGAUCAGGGCGGUUGCGAUCUUCGGUGUUGCCACCCGCGACGAGUCGGACCCCUACCGGUUCGGCAUCGUUCUCACCUAUGUCAUGACUGCCGCGUUUGUAUUGCAAGAUCUCAUCCCCAAUGUCGCUCAAGUGGAGCAAGAAAUGAACAAUGUUGAGCGAGUCGGACACUACACCAAACUGGAGAGCGAGGGAGAGUCUAUCCGAUCAACCGACCCAAUCGUUGCCCAGUGGCCGAGCAAAGGUACCAUCACAUUCGACAACUUCCAGCUGCGAUAUCGUCCGGAGUUACCGCUGGUCCUCAAAGGUCUCAAUUCCGAGAUUCGCCCAGGAGAGAAAGUCGGAAUCAUCGGCAGGACAGGCGCCGGGAAGAGCAGUCUGGUCCAGGCUCUGUAUCGCACCGUCGAGCUUGUGGAGGGCAAGAUCUGCAUCGACGACCAAGAUAUCGCCGCGCUUGGACUGGAGACUCUCCGGUCGAGACUCUCCAUCAUCCCGCAAGAAAGCUUCCUCUUUGCCGGAUCUGUCCGCGAGAAUAUCGAUCCGGCCGGUCUGAAGUCUGAUGCCGACCUCAACAACGCGCUCGCGCUCAUUUCAGCCAAUACCGCCGCCUCGAGCAGUCUGCGCGACAAGUUCAGACUCGAGACGGACGUUCAGGCAGAGGGGGCGAAUUUCAGUGCCGGGGAACGCCAGCUGUUGGCACUGAUGAGAGCGCUUGUUCGGGGAUGCAAGAUCUUGGUUUUGGACGAAGCCACUUCCUCUGUCGACCCAGAGACGGAUGCCUUGAUUCAGCGAAUCAUUCAAUCAGAGUUCUCCCACGUCACGCUCAUCUCGAUUGCGCAUCGUCUGCAAACGGUGGCGUACUAUGAUCGGAUCCUCGUCAUGGAUGCUGGAGUGGUAGCCAAGUUCGACAGUCCCCUCAUCCUCUUUGAUCGUCCCGACUCCAUCUUCAGAUCCCUCUGCGAUACCAAGCAGAUUACCCGGGAUGACCUUGUUCGGAUCCAGGCGGACGCAGUGAAGUCUGCUUGA